This is a messenger RNA of Exophiala bonariae, 606 nucleotides long. RefSeq lists its product as uncharacterized. Lineage: Eukaryota; Fungi; Ascomycota; Eurotiomycetes; Chaetothyriales; Herpotrichiellaceae. Bases 1 to 606 code for a protein of 201 amino acids. The transcript has 2 exons. The record is from RefSeq and is a predicted model, not a curated record.
AUGAGCUCACACGAUAAGAUCGCCGCCAGUCUUACUCAGCUCUACAAAUUCUUCAUCAAGUUUGGCUACCUCAAAGAGACGCAGAUGAAGUGGCCUCCUCACAAAGAUCUCGAUCUAGACCUCACACUCGCAAAGAACAGCGGACUUAGUGAAUCCUCAAUCGAACUAUUGAAGAAGAUUCCUUGGGCAGAUGUCGCCAACACCGACCUUGCCUACGAAUCCAAGAUUCUUAGUUACUCGCACGACUAUUCCUUCGAAUCAUGUAGACAUCCUGUCUGUCCCAGUGAAGAUGUCGAUGAAGAGGGAAACCCCCUCCUUGAUGGCAAUUUACUCCCCUUAAGUAUCGCAACGCCGUCAUAUGGCUCACACCUGCUGGUGAAUGCUGAUCGAGGAACCAUCAAAGACUGGGUAUAUUUGGACGAAGGAUUUAAAGACGUGACCGAGAUGAAUGCCUUUUUCUUCCUCGACGCAAUGCGAAAGGAAUAUGAAGCCCUGGAGGAGAUCCCCUCGGCGAACAUAAUAUUGAACUCCGAAGUUGCUCCCCCCGGUGGUGUGGUGAGUAAUGUCGAGCAUCUUGGAUUUGUAAUUCUCCUGACACAGAAGUAG